Messenger RNA from Didymodactylos carnosus, 792 nucleotides. NCBI's taxonomy places the organism in Eukaryota, Metazoa, Rotifera, Eurotatoria, Philodinida, Philodinidae. The record is from the annotation of a GenBank genome assembly.
AUGACCGAAACACAUCGAGAAGCAGACGACGACAAUGUCGCAUCAGCAAAGCAUUCAAUACAAAAUCGAGACUAUGUUUUCAUCGAUGACCAUGAUUCAUACGAUGCACUAUGGAAUGCACUUUGUCAUUAUCGAAGUGAUUUAAAAAAUGGAAGCAAUACAUAUCAUGAUUGUAAUCGUCAUUUAAUCAUUCGUUUAUUUGAUAUGAUACGUUCAAUUGUACCGUCACCGAAUGGUUCAUUGUCCAACAAUGCAACAACAAAAUCAGACGAUAUUCAAUCAUUAGAUGAUGAUAUUAACCAGUUAAUUGAUCAAAAACAAAAAGAGAAUAUUGAAAAUGUUCAACAAUUACAUGCCGAAAUAUGUCAAUUAAAGAUGACGUUGCUGAAUAAUAAUACUGUAGUAGCAGGUCAGCCAUCACCUUGUGCAUCAAGCACAGUAGCAGAUGUAAAUGUACAUGAAGAGGAGAUGGAUGCUAUGAAUAAAGAAUCGGAACGACUACAUCAUUUGAUCGAAACACAACGUGAACAAAUCAAUGAACUUUUUUCUCUUGUGUCAAAAGAAGGAACAAUUCCUUCUUCACUUCUUAAUUCUGUCGCUGAGACCAACAGAGAUUUAGAGGGCGAGACGAUCAAUGGUGAUAAUUUCGUUGACACACCGCCAUCGGGAUUGACUCUAAUGCAGAAAAUCCGUGCCAUCGCAACUAGGAAAAAAGAAACAACAACAACAACAACAACAACAACAAGAAACAUCGAUGAUUUUCAGUCACUUGGUAUAAGUCUCCUGAACUAA